AAUGCAUCAAACCAAAGGCUUCGUCUUCACCAAGCAUAUUUCCAUUUCACUCCGCCACUGAGAGCGAAAGAGAAAAAAAAAAGCUUCUGCCCUUUGGUUAAUUUUUACCGCCACCCUCUUCAACUUGGUUCCAUUUCAUCUGGUGGCUAUUGGCCAAACAAACCCCAAGAAACCAAAUUAACGAAAGAAAACAAAGCUCUCUGGUUGGGUCUAACUCAGCCUCUCAGACCCUGAGAAUCCCAACAAGCGUCUCUCUACCGCUUAUCUUCGCAAAUCUUAUCCACACCCUCUUUGUCUUCUCCUUCCCUCUUCCUCCUCAUCAUCAUCAUCAUCUUCUCUGCUGCAAGAAGAAAACCAUAUCUAAAUCUUUUCUUCCCCUCCUCCUCUCCCUUAUUAUAUAUAUUUCUUUCCUUGUUACACAUACCUCUAAAACCCAUCUACUUGUUGGGUCUCAGCCCUCUUGGAGAUUUGGUUAUCCCCCUAUCUACCCAUCUCUCAAAACCCUCGAAUAAUCGCUGCGCUUAACGCAUACCUCUAUUCGAUUCAAUUGAGGGUUUUGUUUAUAUCAAUAUUUGGAUACACAGUAGAAAAUAUGGGUUUGGCGUCGGCUUUGGUGGAGAUUCUGGGGAGACCGGAAGUGUUCUGGGAGCUGGUGAAGUUCAUAACCCCUAUAUGGAUUGCUGUGAUUGUUGGGGUUUUCGUUGGGUGGGCGUGGCGGCCCAAAUGGGUGACGGUGGUUGGUAGAGAAUUGUUGGAUAGCUCCUCACAAAAGGAGUCGUCUUCUUCUUCUUCUUCCUCAUCGGCUUCUUCAUCAUCUUCAUCGCCACCCGCGCCGGCCACGUGUGGGAUUUCGAUUUCGAGUUUGAGUUCGUUGCUGCCAAACUGCAUUCCUUGGGCUGCUGACGAUACCGUUGAGGACCGGGCUCUUACUUUGCCACCUACCACCAAUACUGAUUCCAGUUGCUCACAGAUUGAAAAAGAAGAAUCUUGUAGUGUCAACGAUGAGGAUUUACGCCACAUAUGUCAGCUUGUUGAGGAGAAAGAUGGAGGUCCUGCCUGGAUUCAUAUGAUGAAUAAGUCAACUCCAACUAUGGGCUACCAAGCUUGGCGUAGAGAUCCUCAGACUGGACCUCCACAAUACCGAAGUAGAACUGUAUUUGAAGAUGCUUCACCUGAGACAGUGAGGGAUUUCUUUUGGGAUGAUGAGUUUCGAGCAAAGUGGGAUGACAUGCUUAUCCAUGCUUCUACUUUGGAAGAAUGCCCGACUACUGGAACUAUGCUAGUGCACUGGGUCCGCAAGUUUCCAUUCUUUUGUAGCGACAGAGAUUACAUGAUAGGCCGUCGCAUUUGGGAAUCAGGACGAUCGUACUACUGUGUAACUAAGGGAGUGCCCUCCUCUGCUGUGCCAAGGCGUGACAAACCUAGACGUGUUGAUUUGUACUAUUCAAGCUGGUGCAUUCGUGCAGUUGAAUCAAAAAGAGGGGAUGGCCAGCUUACUUCAUGUGAGGUUAUACUGUUUCACCAUGAAGAUAUGGGUAUUCCUUGGGAGAUUGCGAAACUUGGAGUUCGUCAGGGUAUGUGGGGAGCUGUAAAAAAGAUUGAACCAGGCCUACGUUUAUAUCAGAAGGAGAGAGCCGCUAAAGCGCCACUUUCCCGGUGUGCUAAAAUGGCCCAGAUCAACACAAAAGUCAGUGCAGAUUACUUGAGAUCGGUGGAGAACAGCACCAAGGAUUCCAUGGAGGUUGAAAUUUCAGAUUCAGCGGAGAAACCAGUAGGGAGGAACAUACCUAAAGCUCUAAUUGUUGGAGGGGCAUUAGUUCUUGCUUGCAGUCUUGAUCGGGGGCUCUUGACUAAGGCCGUUAUAUUUGGGGUAGCCAGAAGAUUUGCCAAGAUUGGGAGGAGGUUGUGAUCUAACAUGGCUAUUGCUUCAUUUGAGAGAUGCCAAGCUAAUGGCUGUCAAGAGAAAGUGGGAACUGCCAAGUGAUGAAUAUUCGAACUUGCCCCCUUUCAACUGGAUUGGAGGUGUCACAUUCUUUCUCCUUUUUGUUUUAGCUAUGAAUAUAGCUUUAAUUGUAUAAGUACCCCCAGGCCAAAAGAUAGGAAAGCAAGACGAGAGAGCAUAUAGCCGUAUUCAUUUUAAAGUUGGAAAUGUCAUGAAAGGAUCUUGUUCUGCAAGAAUAAACAGAAAUGUUCUUUUAAUGUUCAUUUUCUUUCUUCAAUAUAUUGAUGUUCAUAACCAAUUGAUAUUCAUAGC
Molecule: messenger RNA, 2254 nt
Organism: Fragaria vesca subsp. vesca
Lineage: Eukaryota; Viridiplantae; Streptophyta; Magnoliopsida; Rosales; Rosaceae
Exons: 6
Coding region: 593-1909 (438 amino acids)
Molecular function (GO): lipid binding
Source: RefSeq, a predicted model, not a curated record